Molecule: messenger RNA, 1353 nt
Organism: Musa acuminata AAA Group (dessert banana)
Lineage: Eukaryota; Viridiplantae; Streptophyta; Magnoliopsida; Zingiberales; Musaceae
Product: LRR receptor-like serine/threonine-protein kinase GSO1
Exons: 1
Coding region: 1-1353 (450 amino acids)
Cellular component (GO): membrane
Molecular function (GO): protein binding
Source: RefSeq, a predicted model, not a curated record
AUGGCUAGGUUGGAUCUGUCUAAGAAUUAUAACAUCAUGGCAACCAUGCUAAGAUGGCUCUCCAACGCCACCAGCCUCGAGUACCUUGAUCUUUCUGGCUGUGGGAGUCUCACUGUCGAGCCGCCACAGGUUGCUCUGGGGGCUCUCAUAAAUCUAAAGGGAUUGGAUUUGUCGAGCAACUCUCUAGAAGGAGAUAUUCUUGGAAUUCUGAGCAAUGUCAGCGGCGGUGGCCUGAAGCACUUGGACUUGAGCCAGAAUUACUUUACCGGAACCAUCACACGAAUCGUGCGGAGCCUUAGACACCUACAGCACCUGGACUUAUCGGAUAAUUCCAAUGUCGCCGGACACGUUCCAGAUUUGCUGGGGAAUCUCACAAGCUUGCGACAUUUAAGCUUGCGAGAUAAUAAUCUGAUCGAUGGGGAGAUUCCACCAACCAUGGGACAUUUUGUCCGGUUGGAGCACCUGGAUUUGUCUCACACUCGCAUCACCGGAGAUGUACCAUCGAGCAUAGGAAACCUCAGUGACCUGGUUUAUUUAGAUCUCGCAGGUUGCUCGAUUACCGGACAGAUACCACCGAGCGUGGGGAACCUCACCGAACGGGAAUACUUGGAUUUAUCAAGCAACGACGUCGUCGGAAGCAUUCCGGAGACCAUCGGUUCUAUGGUCCAUCUGGAGACAUUAAACUUGUUCGACAAUAGUGUCGCCGGACAACUACCGGAGACGAUGGGUAGACUCCGCCGCUUGAAGUCCUUGGACAUAGCGGAUAACAAGUUAUCCGGUCAGCUACCGACGGCAAUGGGUGACCUAUGCAAUUUGACCUUGUUAGAUUUGUCCUACAACAAUAUCGCUGGAGAUCUAACAGAUCUAUUACGUGGUUUGUCUACUUGCUCGCGAGGAUCGUCUUUAUUAUCUUUAUUUAUGAAGGAUAACAAUUUGAGCGGAAUUAUUCCUUCGAGUAUGGGCCAAUUAUCUCAGUUAGAGUAUCUAUUUCUCUCCUCGAACUCGUUGGUUGGUAAUAUUACGGAAGCACACUUUUCGAAUCUCACAAAGCUAUUCGAGUUCACAAUAGUUUCCAACUCCUUGAAUGUGAUCCUACCAAAUGAUUGGCUCCCUCCUUUUAGUGUCUUCUUUAUUGAUAUGAGCUCUUGUCAUAUAGGAGCCAAAUUUCCUGAUUGGAUUCAGACUCAACAGGAAUUGCAUAGUCUUUAUCUAUCUGGAGUUGGACUCUCAGGUAGCCUCCCAGCUUGGUUUUCGGAUUUCUCGAAAGGCUUGCAAGAUCUUGACAUGAGCUCCAACAAUUUGACCUCUACCAGCUUGGUUUUCGGAUUUCUCGAAAGGCUUGCAAGAUCUUGA